Molecule: messenger RNA, 1122 nt
Organism: Aspergillus costaricaensis CBS 115574
Lineage: Eukaryota; Fungi; Ascomycota; Eurotiomycetes; Eurotiales; Aspergillaceae
Product: putative Coatomer subunit epsilon
Exons: 5
Coding region: 65-952 (295 amino acids)
Biological process (GO): retrograde vesicle-mediated transport, Golgi to endoplasmic reticulum; intra-Golgi vesicle-mediated transport; endoplasmic reticulum to Golgi vesicle-mediated transport
Cellular component (GO): COPI vesicle coat
Molecular function (GO): structural molecule activity; protein binding
Source: RefSeq, a predicted model, not a curated record
CUCCCCCAAACCAUUCAUUACUCUUUAAUUCAAUCCUCCUCAAUUUCUCCUUUUGACCGCCGCAAUGGAUCCUUUCUCUGCUGAGGGUGAGCUGAUCAACAUCCACAAUGCCUUCCACCAAGGCCAAUACCAAGCCGUAAUCGAAUUCGACACCUCCGCUCUAUCCCCCGAGAACCAACUUCCCGCCCGUGUCCUCCAGCUUCGCGCCAAGAUCGCCCUAGGCCAAACAGACGAAGUUCUCGCCGAUGUCGAAGGCGAGGAAGAGACCCCCGAUCUUGCGGCCGUGAAAGCGCUGGCCCAGCAGUCGACCGGAGAUGCUGAAUCGGCAUUGAAGCUGGCUCAGGACCUCGCAGAGAAUUACCCCGACAAUGCUACUGUACAGGUUCUGUGCGGCACGUUGCUGCAGGCUCAGGGACAAAGUGAGGAUGCGUUGGCUUUGUUGACCAAGCAUCAGGGGAACCUCGAGGCUGUGGCCUUGAUCGUUCAGAUUCAUCUUCAACAGAACCGCUCUGAUCUCGCCUUGAAGGAGGUUCAGGCUGCGAAGCGCUGGGCGCAGGAUUCCCUUCUGGUCAACUUGGCUGAGUCGUGGGUUGGAAUGAGAGUUGGCGGCGAGAAAUACCAGGCUGCGUUCUACGUCUACGAGGAAUUGGCUUCCGCUCCUAGCACCUCCGCGCCCCUUUCUAUCGUCGGUCAAGCCGUGGCUGAACUCCAUCUCGGUCGGUUGCCUGAGGCUGAGGCCGCCUUGACUGCGGCUCUGCAGCAGUAUCCCGACGAGGCAGAAUUGAUCGCUAAUUCUGUUGUGUUGAAUGUCUUGGCUGGCAAGCCUUCGGAGGAGUUGGAGCAGCGCCUCGAACAGAUCAACCCCACGCAUCCCUUGCUCUCCGAUCUUCAAGCAAAGAGUGAAUUGUUCGAUACCGCGGCUGCGAAAUAUGCUCCCAGAGUGUCGGCUUGAUCUAAGAUAUCCGUUGUUUACUUCUCUGCUACUUGCAUUGCUUUUGUUUCUUGAUCUCCAUUUUGUACUCCCUCUUCUUGCUCCCUGGGCGUGAUAUUGUUUCCGAUUAUGAAUUGAUACGACGGCGUAGCUAUGUGUAAUCUAGUUAUUGUCCAGCGAAUGCUUCCUUC